Messenger RNA from Iphiclides podalirius (scarce swallowtail), 3570 nucleotides. Lineage: Eukaryota; Metazoa; Arthropoda; Insecta; Lepidoptera; Papilionidae. The record is from the annotation of a GenBank genome assembly.
AUGAACUUUCUGUGCCAGUUAGUUUUUUUUCUUCUGUGUAUUAAUGUCGUGGUUUUGCAAGGACCGGGAUCCGGACAGAAUGGGAACUUGCGGCUGUGCAUAGUUGAGGGCAGAGGGCCCUAUAAACGAGGCGCCAAGUACUGUCCCGUACUCGACGAAGAGAACUCCGGUAUAGAAUGCGUUCUUGGCACGGACAGGCUGGACUGUCUCCGGCGCAUCAGCAAGGGCACCGUCGACUUCGGCGUAUUCAGCCCCGAGGACCUGGUGGCGGCGCAGUGGGCCAGCGUCGACGUGCUGGUCACCGACGAGAUACGCCACAGGGACAGGGAGUUCGAGCGAAGCGUGGUGGCGGUGGUGAAUAAAAGGAUUUUGCCCGACAGCGCCGCGCCCCUCUCUUCGAUUCUACGGAACAGCUCGCUGUGCCAUCCAGGCGUCGGGGUUGACGACCUCCGUCCUCUGAGCGAUACUCUAGCCGGGUACUUGGAGUCGUUGGUGAUAAGUAGGUCCUGCGAGCCGGACCUCUCGCUCUCGGAGAACAGGAUCAAGGCGGUCGCGGACUUCUUCGGCAGGGCCUGCAAGGCCGGGCCUUGGGUGCCGGAUGGCGCUCGGGACGCGCAACUCAAGGCGAAAUAUCCGUCGCUCUGCGCCGCGUGCCGCACCACGUGCUCAAAGUCGGACCGCUACUGGGGCGAUGGGGGCGCCCUCGCUUGUCUGGCGGAGGGCGCCGGUGACGUCAUGUGGUCGGAGCUCGAUGACGUCAUAGCCUACUUCCAGCUGAAGGUGGCCCCCACGGCCGGCUCGCUCUCGACGGACCACUUGGCCUACCUUUGUCGCGACGGCACCUGGCAACCGCUCGCUAACAACACGCAGCCCUGCGUAUGGCUCAACAGGCCGUGGCCGGUAGUGGUGGCCAAAAGGAAGGCGGCUGCAGCGGUAAGCGCUUUAGUGAGCACGAUAUCGAGCAACGCCGCGGCCGUAGACCCGCACUGGCGCGGCGCGCUCGCAGCGCUGCUCGAGUUGCGCGCAGCGCCGAAAGCGCUGCGCCCGUCGAGAGUCCCGCUCGACCAUCUGGCCACGGCGCGCGGAUUCCGCGAGGCGUACAGCCAGAGCGGCUGCGACCCGCCGAGACAUAUAACCGUCUGCACGAAGUCACUGCUGGAGAAGAACAAAUGCGAAUGGCUGAGCGAGGCGGGCGCUGUGUACGGCAUCACGCCGCCUGUGCAGUGCACGAUUAGAGAGAGCGAGCGCGAUUGCAUGGACAGCGUGCGGAAAGGGGACAGCGAUGUCGUCAUCGCUGACAGCGACUGGCUUGUGGCGGGAAUGCGGGAUUACUCCCUCACUGCGGUCCUGCACGAGGCGACGCCGAUAGUCGAGAAGGCCGGCACGGUGGUCGCGUACGCGCGGAGGGGCGCCAUGUUGGAAAAGAUGGCGGACCUGCGCGGCAAACGGGCCGCGUUCCCGCGCUUCGACGGGCUCGCGUGGCACUCGGUGGCGCGUUACCUCGCCGACAGGCUGGGGGUGCCCUGCGAUCGCUUCGUCGGCUUUUUCGGCGAGGUGUGCGCGCCCGGCAUCGUGGGCAGCGACGCUCCGCAGGAGACUGUGGAGCUGUUGACGAAGGGCUGCCUGAAGGGCGGAGCGGGAUCGAGCGACGAGCUGACCGCCCUGCGAUCGCUGGUGGAAGGGAGGAGCGACGUCGCGUUCCUCAGCAUGAAAACGUUUAACAAAUACAAAGCAAACAUAAUUCACGAGCCCUGGGCGCAAGCCGGCGUUGAAAUAGCACCAAUAUGCCCCGAAGAAAACAAGAAGUACUGCUUCAUCAGCUGGUCGAACCUCGGCCACAUCUUCGCGUCCAGCAACAGCUCUCACAUGCGGCGACAGGAAAUUAUCAACGUGUUCACGAAACUCGACCAGCUGUUCGGCAAACACCAGCCCUUCCACAACGCCAUGUUCUCAAUGUACGGCGCGUUCAACCACAAAAUGGACGUGCUCUUCCACAACAACACUAAGGGCCUCGCGACGGACGCCAUGCUCAAUAUGUAUCCGUACGACAAGAUCCCGCUCAGUUUCGAGCGCGCUUUGUCGAAUGUCAAAAAUGACGCCUGUCAAACGGCCGAUCUCGUUUUCAGUUCUAGUUUUAGUGCGGCACCAAUAUUCUUGAUCUACGUCGCGUCACUAGUCCUGUAUGACCGUUUGGAAGCAUGUAUCGAGUCUGCGAAAGAGCUCGAUAAAAUAUUUGCUCCGUUUAAGAAUGACACCAAUGUCUUGCAAUCAUCUAAUGUUGACAGCAUUAGCAGCAAUGUAAACAAAAAGAAAGGCACUAUAAAACCCGCCGCAUCGAAAGCCGACGAUAAAGAAAACAGCAAAACCUCAGCUCUGUCCAAGAAGAAAGUUAUUAAUCAAAAUCCCAACAUGUCACUUUUAUCAGCCGCUAGCAGUUCAAAACACAAUAAGACCAACGAAAAACGUAAUAAUAAGGGUGAAACUGCCCUACACGUAGCUUGCCGUCUCUGUAAAAUAGAUAAAGUUGUUGAGUUGCUGAAUGAAGGCGCGAAUCCGAACACGAAAGACAAUGCUGGCUGGACACCUUUGCAUGAAGUGGUGCAAAAUGGCAGGCUUGAUUUGGUAAAGAUAUUGCUGCAACACAACACCCUCGUCAACGUUCCAGGGCAGGGCAAUGAGACUCCCCUCCAUGAAGCAGUCAGGUACAAUCAUAGAGAUAUUGUCGAAGAGCUGGUCAGGCAUGGCGCUGAUUUGCACGCUAGAAAUAGCAAAGGUGAAACACCUACCGAACUAGCGUCUACCGAAAUCAAGCGCAUAUUGGAAACUGCAGCUGAAAAUUUACUGCAAACCCAAGGAGCGAACGUCACUCACAUAUCCCACUUGCAAACCGAACUUGACUUUGAAGAUAUAAGAAUUUACUGCGUAUCUCAAUACCGUACUGUGCACAACAAACUGAAGUCUCUCGUGAAACAUCAUAGCAACUUACACAUAGAAGCAAAAUUUACGAAAAAGGUGACACAUUUGAUAGUUGACACUGAAGACGAGGGUAUCUGCACACCUAGUUUAGAUGUCCUGCAAGGUAUAGUAUACGGUAUAUGGAUUUUAUCUUCGCAAUGGGUUACUGAGUCAAAUGAAGACAUCUUACAACAGUUUAAUACUUACGAGGUCAAAGGGGUAGGCACAACAAAAUUCAAAGGGCCCGAGAAUGCAAGAUUUAACAAGUACAAACAACUCCCUGGCCUUUUCAACGGCUGUCAUUUCUAUUUGCACAACUUUAACACAAAAUAUGAAAUUUCUAAAACAAUUGUAUUGAACAAGACCAUAUUGAGUAAACUAAUAACCGAUGCCGAAGGCGUUGUGCUUAGGCGGGUUCCAAAUCCCGAAUCUAUACCGGAGUCAGAGAAACUAGUUCCCUAUCAUGCUAAAAAGGGUAGCAAAUUAGAGAUUUGCUCCCACUAUAUUAUAUUCAAAGAUAUGUACGAACCAAUGUACAAUAUGAGACACUUUAAAGCCUUACCUAUAGGCUGGUUGAUGGAAUGUAUUGAGAAAUAUGAACUAUGCGAGCCAGAA